Molecule: messenger RNA, 1335 nt
Organism: Mastomys coucha (southern multimammate mouse)
Lineage: Eukaryota; Metazoa; Chordata; Mammalia; Rodentia; Muridae
Exons: 3
Coding region: 1-1335 (444 amino acids)
Source: RefSeq, a predicted model, not a curated record
AUGUUUCUUUUCCCAAGCAGUAGCCGCCGCCGCAGCAGCCGCAGCAGCCGCAGCAGCCGCAGCAGCCACAGCAGCUUCAGCAGAGACACCAGUACCAGCAGCAGCACCAGCAGCAGCAGCUUACCUAGUGAUACAGGGAGCAGCAGCUUACCUAGUAAUAUUGGCAGCAGCAGCGAACUCUCUAGCAGCAGCAGCGGAUUCUCUAGCAGCAGCUUACCUAGUGUUACAGGCACCAGCAGCGGAUUCUCUAGCAGCAGCUUACCUAGUGUUACAGGCACCAGCAGUGGCUUCUCUAGCAGCAGCUUACCUAAUAAUAUAAGCAGCAGCAGCGGCUUCUCUAGCAGCAGCAACAGCAGCAGCAGCUUACCUAGUGAUACAGGGAGCAGCAGCUUACCUAGUAAUAUUGGCAGCAGCAGCGGAUUCUCUAGCAGCAGCAACAGCAGCAGCAGCAGCAGCUUACCUAAUAAUAUAGGCAGCAGCAGCGACUUCUCUAGCAGCAGCAACAGCAGCAGCAGGUUACCUAGUAAUACAGAUGGCAGCAGCAGCCUCUCUAGCAGCAGCAGCAAACCUAGUAACACGGGCAGCAUCAGCAACCACGGCAACAACAGCCCCAGACCUAGCAACAGGGGCAGCAUCAGCAACCACCCCAGACCUAGCAACAGGGGCAGCAUCAGCAACCACGGCAACAACAGCCCCAGACCUAGCAACACGGGCAGCAUCAGCAACCAUGGCAACAGUGGGCCCAGACCUAGCAACACGGGCAGCAUCAGCAACUACAGCAAUAGUGGCUCCAGACCUAGCAACACGGGCAGCAUCAGCAACCACAGCAAUAGUGGCUCUAGACCUAGUAACACGGGCAGCAUCAGCAACUACAACAACAGCGGCCCCAGACCUAGCAACAUGGGCAGCAGAAGCAGUCAAAGCAGCAGCAGCAGCAGUAGCAGCAGCAGCAACAGCAGCAGCAGCAGUAGCAGCAGCAGCAACAGCAGCAGCCAUGGCAACAGUGACCCCAGACCAAGUAACACAGACAGCACAAGCAGCCGAAGCAGCAGCAGCAGCAGCAGUAGCAGCAGCAGCCAUGGCAACAGUGACCCCAGACCUAGUAACACAGGCAGCAGAAGCAGCCGAAGCAACAGCGGCCCCAGACCUAGCAACACAAGUAGCAGCAGCAGCAGCCACAGCAAUAUCCAUACAAGCCGCCGCAGCAGCAGUAGCAGCAGCAGCUAUAGCAGCAGUAGCAGCAGUAGCAGCAGCAGCGGCAGCAGCCACAGCAGCAGCAGCAGCUAUAGCAGCAGCCGCAGCAGCAGCAACCACAGCCGCACUCCAAGAGAAUGA